Coffea arabica (coffee) is the source of this 1555-nucleotide messenger RNA. NCBI's taxonomy places the organism in Eukaryota, Viridiplantae, Streptophyta, Magnoliopsida, Gentianales, Rubiaceae. The record is from RefSeq and is a predicted model, not a curated record.
AGCAACAACCACACUUUACUAUUGUUCAGAGCCUUUAGACUUCUGAAAAGCAUAUCAAAAUGCCUCGCCCUUUUCCUCUGUUCUAUUGGGAUUGAUUGGCUAAUCACGAACACCAAUUUCUUCUCUUACUUUAUAGGCCCUCUUGACCUAUGUCCAUACCUUAGAAAAUCAGCUCUCAGUCCAGAAGCCUUCUAAGAAUACUCAGGAAGAUGCAUCAAUUUAUGUCAUGUACAUGUGAACUAUGAAGUUGACAAUUCUGAGUUAGUCCUGCAUUCUGAGUGCAUUCCUUGGAGAACCAAAAGGAAGAAGCGUGGUUUUUUUCGUAUUCUUUAUUGAAGAUUAUCACUGACAGCAGCUAUGAACAGGUUCAGUUGCUUUGAUUCUUCAGUUUCUUGGCAUGUUUUUCUGACCAUCCACUGAGGAAACUUAUUGACUGGAUCAUGCUUUGGUGAAAGUAGAGAACAAUACAAGGGAAAAUGUGGGCUACAGCAAUGAGUUCCAGGCAAUGCUAGAUGGUUUAGAUGAUGAAGACAGCAUAGAAGAAUACAACUGCAGCAAUGGGAAGAAAAAGAGAUUAAGAAUUGAUCAAGUCCAAGCACUCGAGAGGAUUUUUGAGGUUGAUAACAAGCUUGACCCUGAGCGAAAAAUAAAAUUAGCCCAAGAAUUAGGCCUCCAACCACGACAAGUUGCAAUCUGGUUCCAAAACCGCCGCGCCCGAUGGAAGACUAAGCAACUGGAGAGGGAUUAUCACCUUCUUAAGGCCAAUUAUGAAGCCCUUCAACUCAAUUAUAGUAAAGUUGAACAAGAGAAAGAAAGUUUAGUUGCCGAGUUAAGGGGCCUAAGGGAAAAAUUGGGAGAGGAUAAUACAGAAACCAAUCAUUCAAUUGAAAAGGUGGCAACUUUACAGAGUUCCCCAAAAAUGGCCUCAGAAAAGUGUAAUGAUUCUAGUGAAUUCGGGCCAACACAUGCAAAUCAUGAAGUCUACACAAACUUGCACUUGUCAUCUGAGACUAAAAGGAUUCUUGAUUUGAAAGAUGGCUUAUCAGACAGUGACUCAAGUGGAGUCUUGAAUGAAGAUAGCAACAAUCUGAAUGUGCAGCCACUGGUAUCAAAAUUAAGUUCAUGCAACCCUACAUUCAAUGGAUUGGAUCAGUAUGCUUUCUCUCUAUCUGCCCCAGUUUACCAUCCUCAUUUGUUGGAUUCAAGGGUGAAGGAUUACCAGCAGCAAUUUAUGAAAAUGCAAGACCAAAAUCAUUCAAGUUAUGCCGAUGACUCGUGCAACAUCUUUUCAGUUGAUCAAGCACCACCCCUUUAUUGGUACUUCUCUGAUCCAAGAAACCAAUGAUCUUGAUUACCAUCCACCUAAAAGUUUGAACUAUUAAGAAGCCAAGGAAAGAAUUUUGUAGUGUAAAAGCUUACCUGUCUUUUGCAUCAUCAAUGUAAUAGUAUAUAUACUGUAUUCUACACGAAAGAAUUUUUAUUUCUGAACUAGAUGAAGUUUCUUGAGGAAAUUUAUGGUAUAAAUUUGGCGGAAAUGUCAAGUAUCUCCUACUAA